CGCCUCGUCGUCGUUCUCCCUCGACGCGCCAUGGGGCAGAAGCGGGAACGAACGAUCGACCUCGCGUCUUUCGGCGACGGGGAUAAGGAAUGUCUCGUGAGGCUCGUGAAGGAGCUCGCGAAGGAGGGCGCGACCGGCGACAAGGGCGACUUCAAAGCGUGGCUGAAGGCGACGCAAAAGGGCGCGAAGCGCACGACGCACGAUCCGUCCAAGCACGACUGGGACGUCCUGAGCUCGUUCGUCCAGAACGUCGCGAGCGCGCGCGCGCGAUGGACGGACGUCGCGCGCCGACACCUCGGGUGGUCGCGAUGGGCGGAGCGACGCGCGGCGUGGAAGCGCUGGAACGACGACGCGCCGCCGUCCGUCAUCCCAACCACGGGCCCGUGGGCGCUCGCGGCGCGCACGAGCGCGCACGCGACGUACGACGAGACGUACGGCUCGCUGCCGUCGCACGCCGCCGGGUGGGUUCGCAGCGUGAAGCAGCGACCGCCGCGGUGGUGCGUCGAGAAGAAUCUCGCGCCGCGGCUCGUCGCGCUCGACUGCGAGAUGUGCGAGACGACGUCGGACGCGAGGGCGCUUAUCGGCGUCUCCGUCGUCGACGAGCGCGGGAAGGUGCUGCUGAAGACGCUCGUGAAACCCCCGGGCGUCGUCGUGGACUACAAGACGGACGUCACCGGGCUCUCCGCGAAGGAUUUUACGCGCGUGACGACGACGCUCGCGGACGUCCAGCGCGAGCUCGUAUCGAUCGUGACCGCGGAGACGAUUCUCGUCGGGCACGGUCUCGUGCACGAUCUCCGCGCGCUGAAGUUUCAUCACGCGCCGGUGAUCGACACCGCGAUGCUGUUCGAGUACGAAAACCUGCCGCGAAGCACGCCGGGGCUCGCGGAUCUCUGCAAGCGGCUGCUCGGCGUGGAGAUGCGCAAGGGCGGCGACGGCGCGCACGACAGCGUCGAGGACGCGAAAGCGGCGAUGGAGCUGUGUAAGUGGGAGGCGGUCAACGGACCGAGCGCGCCGUUGACGCCGCCGGAGGAUAAGGUUGACCCGCGGGACCUUUUAAAGUUGUUCGCGCACAGGGUCAAGCGAGGAACGUUGAAGUCGGAUUUGAUAGGGAUGUUCGCGAAGAAUAACGGCACGACCGGCGUGGACCACGCGGACGACAUCGAGGCCGUGCACGGGAAGUUCCUCGGCCCGGAGACGUCCAGAGAGCUCGCCCCCGGCGCGCCGAAGACGACGACGGCGUACAUAGAGUUCAAGACGAUCGAGGCGUGUAACAUGGCGUUCAAGGCGCUGAGGGGAGCGACAGGCACGGACGCGCUCGGUCGACCGCAAAAGGCGGUGAAGAUGGUCGUCCACGACCACGACCACGACGACGACGACGACGACGCGAGCGGCGGCGAUGGGAAGAAGCGGACGAAGAACAAGACGCGGUCCACGGAGGAGCUGCACAAGGGCGCGGCGGCCGGAGUGAGCAAGAUGAAGGUGACCGCGCUCAAGGAGGAGCUCAAACGACGCGGGCUCGCGACUACCGGAUUGAAAGCGGCGCUCAUCGCGCGUCUGACGGACGCCAUCGAGGCUGGCGGCGACGACGACGGCGGCUCUUCGGACGGCGGCUCUUCGGACGGCGGCGGCGAGGAGGAGAAGAAGAGAGCGCCGCCGAGGACGGAGACGGUGAUGGUGCGAAAGAUGGCGGCGCACGGCGGGUCGUCGUUCGGGACGAAGGAUAAGAGCGCGAGCGCCGCCGCGAGGCCGGCGGCGGCGGAGGGCCGUCCGAAGCAGCCACGGCGGGUGCCGCGACCGUCGAAGCGGAAGCGCAUGGAGAUGAAAGGCUUGAUCCCGGCGCGAGGGUGA
Micromonas pusilla CCMP1545 is the source of this 1848-nucleotide messenger RNA. RefSeq lists its product as uncharacterized. Gene Ontology annotation, cellular component: nucleus. The coding region runs from base 31 to 1848 and encodes 605 amino acids. Gene Ontology annotation, molecular function: nucleic acid binding; exonuclease activity. The transcript has 2 exons. Lineage: Eukaryota; Viridiplantae; Chlorophyta; Mamiellophyceae; Mamiellales; Mamiellaceae. The record is from RefSeq and is a predicted model, not a curated record.